CUUAUAGAGCCUCCCCUUCCCAUCCUCGAAGAAAAGCCUCGACGCUACUUACAGCUACGUGAGAGGAAUAUAAAACCAACCUUCAAUUACAUCAAAACAAAGAGCGAACCCAUUUAGUACUGUAAAUAAACACCUGCCGGAAAUGUUAUCGCUGAACAGAACUAUAUCAAUCAUUAAAAAACACACAGAAUUAAAUACUGCAGUUCAACUUGGCACUGUUGAUUGAAAAUGAAAGCAAUUGAUGGAUGUCUCCCGUGGCUGCUUCUUCUCAUCUGGAACAAAGUUUUGAUAGCUACCCUCUCGUCAACGAAAGAGACUGAGCCCUCAGAGUCGUUUCCGACAUAUUCUACUGAAUGUACCACUUUAUCUACACAAACAUUUGCACCAGCCUCCGGAUCCUGUUAUAUAUCCUUUGAUGGGGAGAAAGAAGGCAAUUUCGAAGAUCAAAUUACCAUGUCAUCAUUUGACGAACCAUCUACGAUUAAUACACCUGCUACAGCGCCGACCACACCUAUAACCACACCCAAAACCUCACCAAUGGGUUCAGCCACCACUUGUGUUGAAUAUAAGCAGUGGAAAAUCACUGUUCCGACAGGAAACUAUAUAGAGAUGACUAUCAAGAAAAUGAAUCUUCGACCAUGGGCGUGUUUGUUCGAGACAUAUAUCAUUGUCAGAGAUGGGCAUUCCUUGUCCAGCAAUGUCCUCAGGAUUCUUUGUGAAGCAAGCUCUUCACCUCACCGCCUAGCGUCUAGUGGCAAUAAAAUGAGUGUGGAGAGAUAUGGAAAAUUGGGAUCUAGUGAAAGUACGGGGUUUGAGGCCAGCUUUAAGGCAAAACCUUUAAAAACUGGAGAUCCUCCUAGCUUUCGGGUGUCUGAGGAAACUGUGGCUUUGCUAGAGUGUUAUUCUCAAAGCUUGCUCUGCCAAGCGGGCGGUACACCUGCUCCCAGAAUCACAUGGUCUAAAAAUGGAAGAGUUUUACAAAAUAGCACAAGUGUAAUUUAUACACCAAGAUGGCAUUCGAAAUCAGGAAAUUACACCUGCAGAGCAAGUAAUUUUAACGGCUCGGAUACGAAAACUAUUCUAGUUCACACCGAGAAAUGCUCUCGUUUUUGCAGCUGUCACAAACUGAAAUCACAUCCAUUCUGGUUUCGAGUUAACUGUUCCGGAACAGUCCCGAGGGACAUUCCUCUCGCCACAAAAUAUUUGUUUUUUACUCGUACCUAUUUGAGGCAUAUUUAUCCAAAGUCGUUUGAAAACUUAACUUACCUGCAGUACUUAUCGAUUACGCGUAAUCUUUUUCCAUUGAAUUUGACGAGAAAUGCGUUCGGAGGACUUAAGCAACUCAAGUACUUGGACCUAAGAAUGAAUUGGAUCAGUGGGAUAGUGGAGGGCACGUUUGAGAAAUUCUUCUCCCUAGAGGAACUCUAUCUUUCCAUAAAUGUGUUAGUCAAUCUUCCACCGAAUAUGUUUCAAGACCUGUCAAAGCUGCGAGUUCUAGAUAUCUCCUACAACAAAAUCUCCAGGCUGUCUAAACCAAUCUUCCACAAGUUGCAAAGCCUAGAAACGCUUGUUCUGUCUCACAACGUAAUGGUCGAAAUACCUGCCAAGAUCUUCAGCAAAUUGAAUCGUUUGAAAACUCUGUAUCUGGAAAACAACAAGAUUGAAAAAAUCUCAUCGCGUGCCUUUUCUGGGCUUAAUAACCUUAAAACCUUAGAUAUCUCCUACAACAAAAUCUCCAACCUGUCUCGACCCAUCUUCAACAAGUUGCCAAGCUUAGAAAUGCUUGUUCUUUCUCACAACGAAAUGGUCGAGAUACCUUCCAAGGUCUUCAGCAAAUUGAAUCGUUUGAAAACUCUGUAUCUGGAAAACAACAAGAUUAAAACAAUCCAAAUGGGUGCCUUUUCUGGGCUUAAUAACCUUAAAACCUUACAUCUACAAAACAAUUUUAUCUAUCGUAUGCCUCCAAAAACGUUCAGCUAUCUUAAAAGUCUACGAAACUUGAGAGUGGACAGUUUCUCCCUGUGUUGUUACGCUUCUCAGUACUCUGAGAAUGUAAGCUGUGAGUAUCCAAAGCUGGAGGGUAACGCCUUGUCGAGUUGCAAUCGCAUGAUCGAUGCCUCUGGUCCUAGAAGAAGUAUCUGGUUACUGGGUAUCCUAGCUGUUGCUGGUAAUCUGGCAGUGAUAGCAUGGCGUGUCAUCAGGCGUGACGACCAUCCAGUUCAAACCUGCCUUCUGACCAAUCUGGCUGUGGCUGAUUUCCUUAUGGGGGUGUAUCUCAUGAUAAUAGCUAUUAAAAACGAGAUAUGGGCAGGUACUUACUUCAGCUUCGAUCUGAUAUGGCGGUCAGGAGUCCUCUGUAAAGUGGCCGGCGCCCUAUCGGUACUCUCAAGUGAGGUCUCGGUACUCAUGCUCACGGUGAUAACCGCUGACCGUCUGCUGAGCAUCGUUUUUGCCUUCAGAUGCUCACGUCUGACAUUAAGAGGAACUUACAUUAUUUGUGCCGUGGUGUGGCUCUGCGGAACUGCAAUUGCUGUUGUACCAGCUUUUGAUACUCCGUACUUUUUCAAUGAGGAAAGAAGAUAUGGGUUCUAUGGUCGUUCCUCGGUAUGUCUACCUCUUCAUUUGUCUUCAGAAAGACUGGCAGGCUGGGAAUAUUCUGUUGGCCUUUUUAUUGGUUUGAAUCUCGCAGCUUUCCUCUUCAUCAUGUUGGCGUACAUAUCUAUUAUCGUGAAAGUGUCCAAGUCACAGAGAAGAGUCAAGGCUCACGGUGAAGCUGAAGUGAGCUUGAACAGCAUCAAAAGAGAGUCCACGUUGGCAAGGAGGGUUUUUGCUAUCAUCUUAACAGACUUUAGCUGCUGGAUUCCUGUAAUAAUUCUGAGUAUUCUUGCUCUAACGGGCAAAUUUCACGAUGAACAAGGUGUGGCGUAUGUAUGGUUUGCAGUAUUUGUCCUGCCGGUAAAUUCCUCUGUGAAUCCUGUACUCUACACUUUCUCGACUCCAAAGGUAAGGACAGUCCUUGUAGGCUGGUUUUACUGUCUUGUGACUCGCUGCAAAUGGUUCAGCUGCAAGAAAAGAUCUGAUGGAAUUGCUAUAUCUGGUAGAUGGAGACGGAACACAACUCGACACCGCGUGUUACAACAGUAUCUCUUUGGACGUCACAUCCAGCUAUCCUCCCAGCAACAACUGACCCCCUUUGGCGACAGUUAAUACAGAAACGUGGAGAUAUUUAUGUGGGCUGAUGUUGAACGAUGAAGCCUUGUACAUCCCUUUUUUAAGAAGCAUACUUAAUCGAAAAUGGCAGUGUUCCAUUUUCCUGCUGUCUUAAACCAUAUGAAACUUCUUUGUUAGUUAGCUGAGUGCUCAGCACUCAUAAGUAAUUUUUUUAUUUGUUGGACUUUUUCAGAAAUUUUUCUGAAACUUUCAUAGGGUAAGUAAUUUUGAAAGUGGCUACGAGAAAACCGGGCAGUGGUAAUGAUUCAAAAACCCUGAUUUGGCUCAAAUGUGGCAAAAAUGUUUGGUAUAUUGAGUUAGGAACUGGGUAAUUUUUAAACGCCGAAAUAAAUCUAAUUUCCUGGGAGAUAUGGGGUCCCCUAGAAUACCUCCACUUUCUGCAUUUUUUGAAUAACCAUUUAACUAAAUUUGCUUUGCUCUUGUAACAAACAAGGAAGCCAUCUAAAUACACCAGGUUACGUUCUAUAUCUUCCAGACUUCAAGCGCAGUUAACUGAUGAAAAUUGUCAAUUGUAUUUCUUUCCCUAGCUACUUCCCCUUAAUAUAACGCCCAUUAUUUCCGCUGAGCAUCAACUUCUGGUCAUCAUUUCUACAUGAGUAGUGGAAACCAUUUCUUAACUUCCAAAAACAGAAAAAAAAACUUUUAGGCAACUAGCCUCAUUAUUGGUGCAUUAUCACACUCUGGCAGGUUCCGCCUGGUUUUUUCAUGGACACUCUCUAAACAAAUUAUAGUAGUAUUCAUAAAUCACUGAAUUACUACUAAGCAAGACAGAUUAAUGUGUAUUAAUCUCAGUAUCGUUCAUUUUAGAAGAUCACCGUAACAUAUGUUUGUGGUUUAUUACUUGAUCCAGACGGCAUAAGACAACCUAGCAUCAGAUAGAGCCUAAUUCUUAGUAUUUCUUUCGCAAAAUGCCAAAAUAUGAACUAUUUUCUUUUAUCAGUUCAAUAUUGACCUCCUCAAAGGCAAGUGUGCUUGUAAAAGUAGUUUUGCGGCGUAGUAUAAAUAUUAUACACGAAAAACAAAAUUAUUUAUCACCGGGGGGGAGGGGGUUGGAGAAUUUUGUAUGUGUCACGAUAAAAUUUACUUUUUACCCUCUUUGGCAGUUGCUGGGCUGUCAAUUUCUAUAGUGGUCAGAGGUACUGAAAUAUCAAUUUAAUGCAUUUCCAAACCCCCAGUUCAGGCGACGCGAUCAACAAUAAAAAUGACGAAAAGUGAAUGUAAUUUGAAAACAAAGUGAUUACCAGUCCGAAAAUUCUUGAGAUCCAGAACUAUUCGUGGCAAGCGGCUGAAAAAGCGGCUGUUUGGUAGAUCAAGUGAAACAAAUAUGCAAAAAAAAUAACGUGUACAAACAUAUAUUCACUCUUAACGAGCGAAACUGCAAAUUACUUACACAGAAUUAAAAUCGAAUGCAA
Messenger RNA from Pocillopora verrucosa, 4643 nucleotides. The record is from RefSeq and is a predicted model, not a curated record. Lineage: Eukaryota; Metazoa; Cnidaria; Anthozoa; Scleractinia; Pocilloporidae.